Molecule: messenger RNA, 7648 nt
Organism: Odontomachus brunneus
Lineage: Eukaryota; Metazoa; Arthropoda; Insecta; Hymenoptera; Formicidae
Product: maestro heat-like repeat-containing protein family member 1
Exons: 36
Coding region: 351-7355 (2334 amino acids)
Biological process (GO): microtubule-based movement
Cellular component (GO): cytoplasm
Molecular function (GO): microtubule motor activity; ATP binding; microtubule binding
Source: RefSeq, a predicted model, not a curated record
UCUUUUGUUAGGUUGGAAAUUACUUAUGUAUAUAAACAUCCGGUUUGUUCUACGUAUAUCCAUAUUGCAAGUUCAUAGAUAACAUUGACAUUGUUGUAACGUUUCGUUAAACGCUAAUACAUAUAACUGUCAAUUUUGCAAGUUCGACAACAAAUAUAUACUAUUUACUUUGAUAACUAGUUUCAUAAGAUAACAAUGUCUUAGUAGCUUUAAUAACAGCUUAAGAGAAUACAAUCUUCUCACCGAAAAAUGUAUGAUAAGUUGAUUUAGUGUAAUGUUAUUUUAUUAUAUAAACCAUUGAUACAAAGGCGACAUUUCUAAGCUGCGUGUGACGCCUGUAGUUUAUCAACAUGAAGGAAGAACUUGAGGGUAAUGAAAACAUAAAUUUAUCAGACAUAAUCGAAGCACUGUUAAACUCCUUGGAUGAUAAAAAUCAAGAUGUUAGACAAUCUGUAACUGAAUCAGUUGUAAGAAUAAGCGAGAAGAAUUCAGAUGUCGUAAUUCAAACAGCUGUAUGUUUUUGGGAACAACAUAGAAAGAUAUCCACAGAACAUAAGGCUUGUCUAUUGAAUGUAAUGUCCAAUAUGUGCAAGUAUAUAUCUACAAGUUUAAAUGCAGACUUAGCAUCAUCUGUUGCUGACUUAGCAGUAAAUGAAUUAGUAGGAGAGACAGAGACUGGAGCAGCUGAGUUGUUGGUUGCUCUUUCUAAAACGCAUUGCACUCAAGCCAUGGGUGGACUUUUAAGUAGAUUAGAACCUGGAGUACUUCCUCACCAUGCACUAGUCUUUACAAUAGGAAAGCUUGCAACAGCUAAUCCACCUGGGAUGUUGUCUUUUGUUAAGCUAACAUUAACAAUUAUUUUGCCAAUGUUAAACCAAAUACGUGAGGAAAAUCUGAAGCAGGCAAUUUGUUUCACAACUGGCAGAUUAUGUGAGGCGAUAAAUGAUUGUCUAAUGAAUACUGCAGAAAUCAAUAGUCAUACGUAUCAGGAGGAAAUUUAUUCUGUCUUUGAUAUUCUGACUCAUAGUUGGUUGAAAAUGUCACGUGAUUUCAAAACAACUGAAGCUGUUUUAACAGCAUUAGUUCCUAUGAUACCUCUAUUACCUCAAGAAGUAGUUAGUGAAGACAUUGUAAAAUUGGUACCUGUGUGCUUAAAUCUCUGUAAGAAGCAAACUGUGCGUUUAGCUGCUGUAAAGGUUUUGGCUGUAGCCUUGAACAGUGCAACGACUAUUGAUGACAAAGAAACACUUCACCCAUAUAUGGAACAGAUACAUCAAACUUUGUCUGGAUUCGUCAGUAUUUUUCCUUUUGAAGCGUCGCGGGAUGUACUUCUUACGCAUUACGAGGUUUUACAAUGUUCUAGAUCAUUGGUCAUUUUAUAUCCCGAAGAAGGUCUCGAUAGAACUUUACAGCAGGUAAAAUCUUCGAAUGCCGGUCAACGUGCUCGUGCUUUGAUAGUUCUGAGACAUCUCAUAAACACUCUUCCACCAGAGGACGAUGGGUCAUUGAACAGAAUUGCGCUCACUCUGCAAGAGUCUCUCGGAGAGACUAGCGCUCGGCAGAUGGUUGGUGCCAUAGUGGCGCUUGCGGCAAGACCAACAUUCUCUCUUUCAUCAUCGCAGAGAGUCAUCUUUAUUCGUUAUAUGGUGUCCCAUUGCGGAAUCAAAAGUAACGACACAGAAGCGUAUUCUGAUGCUUUGCAUUUACUCGCGACUACAGUCGAUGGAGCUGAAUUGUGGCUGUGGCCGUGUUUGAUAGAUAUUUUGUUGGACUCGAAUUACGUAGCAUCUGCUGCAUCCGUAUUACGUGCAUUAUCGCCUUUAGCCGCAAAAAUAAUAUCUAGCGAAAUUUCCUCAAUGCCCGAGAGAGAUUUCCCAGGUACAAAAGUGCUGAGCAGAUGUCUUGAAUUAUUAGGCGAACCAGCUAACCGUCUAACAGCAAUCACCUUUCUCAAAAUAGCAGCACCUUUGGUAGGACAUCGAUUGAAGCCUUAUUGGGAUAAAAAACUUUCAGAACUUUCACAGUUUUUACAAGACGAGCAAAAGAAUAUUCUGAGGAAUUCCGCACAACGAGAUUUAAUUUGGGAAGAGAAAGUGGUAGAAUGGCUGGAAGAGAGCGUGAAACUAGAGGGAGAUUCGUGGGGUGUCAAGCUCGCUGACGAGCUUGCUUUGAAAUCGAGCGCGCCCGGUAUAGCGCCGCUGUUUGCUUUGAUGUGCAACAAUCAUGCUCACAUUAUUCUACUGGUCGAACACGCGCGCUCCCAUGGCGGUAACAAAGAAUACGCGCGGGCGGUUGGUAUCUGCGCUAAACGACAUCUCAGUACUGUGCUGAAAGUGUUGGACGAAUUCUGCACCGCGGAAGAUACCCGGAAGGUCCCUGUGAGGAUAUUAGGCUUUAUGAAAGAUUUCGUCAAAGAUUUCGCAAAAACCACAGACGUUACGGAAGCAGCGAAAGCGGGAUUGUUACAGUCUUACGCGGAAAUCGCUCAAAGAGCAGAUCCGGAUGAAUUCUUCACAACGUUCGAGGAACAAGUGUUACCGUGGACUGUCAAACAUUUGACUACAUCCAAAGAAUUGUCUACGAAGGAAGCGGGAUUAUCGGUUUUAGAACAUUUGAGCAAAGCUGUUCAUCCCAGUAGAUGGGUUAGAUCUAAAGGGUUACACAUGAAAGGUACUACUCUGGCUCUCCUAUUGGGCAUGUUGCAAUCAUCCACUGGAUAUAGACCGUUGCAACUUUAUCCGGCGAUACUGAAAGCAGCCAUCUCUAUAAUUCGUAUACCUCCGUCUCUCAGUUACGAAGAGAAUGAAAUCUUCCUCACUGGAAUGCUGGAUAAGACAAUCGGGGCUACUACAGAGAUUGUUUUAUUACUGCAACCAGACAUACUGCAACAAGUUACGGAUGAGCUAGGCAUUUUAUCCAACGAGAUUAUAUCCGAUUCUGCGGACAUGCUGGCUACAUUAAUUGAUAUAUUGUUACCCUGGAUGCAAACCAAGUCGAACAUAGAGAGAAAGACCACUCUACUAGUGUUGGAUACUGUACUUAGGUCCUACUUCAAUUCUAUAAAAUUUACAUACCCAAGCGGCAAAUUCGACGCCGGAAAACUUGUGGGUAGAACUUUAUCCUGGUUUGCGGUCGCUGAAUCUUCAUUGAGGCCAUUAGUAGUAGAUUGCGUGCUUCUUUCGCUGAAUAUUGCAUGUCGUCAUCGCUCUAUGAUAACCGACACCACGUGGGAUGAAGACCUGAAGCGAAUCAAGACAAAUAUUACUACUCAUGACAAGUCGAUAAUUAACGAAGCUAUGAAGAGCUUGGCCAAAGCUGUGUCGGAAAGAAUUCCUAGCAGUGAAAUAAUUGGUUUAGCAGAGGGACUGAUAGAGGGCUUGUUGUUCGGUGGAGAAGCGGGCUUGGUAGUAGGCAUAGCUCUUUCACAACAUUUCAAAAUUAAAGGAUCAGAAAUGUCCAGAAAUGACGUUGGGUUGAUCGAUAAUAUUGUUACACAAAUGAGACACAUGGAAAAUGCAGACUGUAGGACCACUGCAGCAGCCGCUAUAGUAUUACUGAUGGCACAUCAUCCAGAAGAAGUGAUCGAACGUUUGUUACUUCAGCCAUUACCGUUGGAUCGGGCUACCGAAUUAUGCUGGAAAGAAAUCGGUAACAACGAUUUUGGACACCGGGCUUUGCAGUUGCUUCUGAUGAAACUUGAGACUAACAAUCUGUUUGCUGAGAGUACUACGUCGGCGCAUCCUGAGAAGAAUAACACCGCAUCUUUCCAAUCCUUGACGACUAUAAUAGCAUUGAAACAUUUGCUUCAAACACCGAAAGCCGAGAAUCUAAUCGACAAACAGUUGCCGAAAUUAUUAUCGAUUCUCCUUAAGUAUCUCGCAGGUUGGCUAGAAGUUGACGCUCCCGCGGCGGUAAUGAACACCAAGUAUGGAUACGUGCCAAAUUUGGAAGCGAGAAAGAUAAAGCCGCAUGCAGAAGUGUAUACUGUGUUAAGUAACGUGUUGAUUAUGGUUAACCCGAACGCUGCGUCGACUUUGUUGAAGGAAAUCGUAUCUUCCUCCACAGCCAAAAUCGAAGAGAACGUGGUGUUGACCGUGCGGAAAUUAAUUGAAUGUGUAUUAACUAGAAACGAUGUUCUCUCGAACAUGGCGCAAUCCAUAGGCAAGCUGAUGACCAGCACGAUUGCGAUACAACGAGCAGUCGCCGCUACAUUUUAUGCGGAACUGAUCGGUAAAGUGGACUGUGGAGUUAUAUGGCUCGACGCCAUAAUUAACACCUUGUACGAGGCUAAGGCUGACUCGUCACCCUUAGUGCGUACUCUCGCUACUACUGGACUCUCCAGGAUAGCUUACGUGGACCAAAAACUGAUUGACGUAUAUUUUGAUAAUUGUAUGGAUGCUUUACUCGACGGACUGGAGGAACCGGCUAGUGGUGAAGGAGGUAGUGAAGUGGUGCUCGAAUCAUUGCGCGGUCUUGCAGUACUAUUGUCCGUUCAAUCCAAGACACCUAUCAGUCCGCGGGUGGUGAUGGCUCUGAAACCAUUCAUUGAAAAGGAGAAUAUAGACAUGAAAUUCGCCGCUAUAAGUGUUUUGGGCGCGAUAGCGAUUAAUUGGCAGACAACGGCUGCAUUAGCAGACGACAACGAUUUGUCCGACCAUCUUUUGUGGUGUUUACCGUGCCUGAUAGUGAGACUGGAAGAUGCGAAUAUACUGGUAGCCAAGAUCACGCAGGAAACUCUAUAUAAAAUUGCAAAUAUUCUGCAAUGUGAGAAAUUGUCGCGUGCAAUACGUAUUAAUUUGGGGCUACAAGUAAAAGUUAAUUUUGAAACUUUUGCGAAGGAAUUGAUAGAUUGCUUGAAGGAGGAACUUCCGCAAAGAGCAGAAGAACUCAGAAAUUCCGUUGUCCGAGGAUACUCCAGAUCAGAAAAUCCUCAUACCAGAGCAACAUCUGCACUACUUUUAGGAGAUAAGUCUUGCAUGAGACCUACAUCCAACACGACAGUAGUCGUAACACCACCAGAAUCAGCAGCCAAUUUCAGAACCAUAAACAAAGAGAUACGUGAAUAUACUUUUAGCCGUGUAUUCACAUUUGAUGUAACGCAAAAAGAAAUAUUCAAAACAGUUGCUUUACCACUUGUGGAAAACCUCAUUCAAGGAAGAAAUGGUCUUCUAUUUACAUAUGGUGUGACUGGGAGUGGAAAGACUUAUACAAUGACUGGAGAAGCUCAAGAUUGUGGAAUCAUGCCUAGAUGCUUGGAUGUUAUCUUCAAUACCAUUUCAAAUUAUCAGGCAAAGAAAUUUGUUUUUAAGCCAGAUAACUUGAAUGGUUUUGAUGUACAAAGUGAGGCUGAUGCUAUGCUUGAAUGGCAGCAGCAGAUUCAUACAGGUCUGACACAAAGAAGUGGAAAAUAUGUAAAAUAUCGUAAGGUGGACAGCGAUGGUGAUAGUAAUCCUAUGGUAGCUCACGAACGAAAUGAAUCACAAACAGUAAUGAUUGAUACAGAUAAUGCAUAUUCUGUAUUUGUUACAUAUGUUGAAAUUUAUAAUAAAAACGUAUAUGAUCUAUUAAAUGAAGAUGACAUCACAUCCAAGGCACCACAAAGUAAAAUAAUCAGAGAAGAUGGCAACAAAAAUAUGUAUGUAUAUGCGGUCACUGAAGUUGAAGUGAAGACCGCUGAAGAAGCUUUUGAAAUAUUUCAACGUGGGCAGCGGAAAAGACGCGUUGCACAAACUGCAUUGAAUGAAGAGUCGAGUAGAUCACACAGUGUUUUUACUAUCCGACUUGUGCAGGCACCCCUAGAUUGUGAAGGUGAAAACGUGAUGCAAGAUAAGCGAGUCGUGUGUAUAAGUCAAUUAUCUUUAGUCGAUCUAGCAGGUAGUGAGAGAACGAAUCGCACUAAGAAUACUGACCAACGUUUACUCGAAGCAAACAAUAUCAAUAUCUCUCUAAUGAAUCUACGCUCGUGUUUGGAAAUCUUGCGAGAGAAUCAGAGUCAAGGCACGAAUAAGGUGGUACCUUAUCGUGAUUCUAAACUUACUUAUUUGUUCAAAAACUAUUUCGAUGGUGAGGGGCAAGUUAGAAUGAUAAUUUGUGUAAACCCGAGAGCAGACGACUAUGAUGAAACAAUUCAAGUCAUGAACUUUGCGGAAAUGACCCAAGAAGUACAGACUAUAAGACCUACUGCUCCAAAAUUGGAACUUGGGUUUACACCUGGAAGAAGAUUAGCAAAGGAAGCAAAGAACAAAUCAGAGAAAAAAAGUCGAGUGGAAGCUAUUGAUCUAGGUUUAGUAUAUAAUUUGGACGGACCAUUUCCUGAAUUGGAAACCAUUACUCCAAAUAAUGAUCAAGUAAUACAUUCUGUGUUACAAUUUUUGAAGCAACGUAUUAACAAGCGCAAUCUAUUGCGCGCAGAUUUAUUGAAGAAACAAAAUGAAUUUAGAAAAAUGUUAGUGACAGUACAACAAGAGAAUAUGAACUUAACAGUUGAAACUGCUACAUUGAAAGCUGCAAAUUCGCAACAGAAAAAAAAAAUAGAAGUGUUAGAAGAACAUCUUUGUAAGACAGAAAAACAAAUUGACAAUCUACUGUGUGAAUUAAAUAGUGCUGGUGAUACAAUACGAAGUUUAAGACAGGAGAUACAAAAACGAGAUUUGGCAUUGAAUAAAGGUUUGAUUGACAAGCAAAAAGUGAAACAAAGAUAUAACACCAAAAUGCAACUAGAAACAGAUAAAAUGAACAAAGAAUUAGAAAUUAAGCUGCGUCAACAGCGUGAACGUCUUCAAAAUCAAAUGAGAGAGAAGGAAGAUAAAAUACGGUUGAUGAAACAAAUUUUAGUGGACGAUGAUAAUACUGACCCUACAGUGAUGAUCCCACAAAAAGGACGAAUCCCAGAAUCAGCAACAAAAGUCUUCUCAGAUACAGAAACUCGGAAAUCGCGAAAGGACAAUAUACCUGUUUCAAAUCCGCGCUACAGACGAUCGCGAAGUGUAGAGAGAUGGAUUGAUCAUCGACCUGGAGCUUUAGUACCACUAGGUACCGUUUUGCAGCCACGAAUGCAAAGAAGACGAAGCGUAACGCGACUUACUUCUCCGAAAGAAAUUACGGAAGGUGCAUCCAGAUAUUGUCUUGUCACACAAGAGCAAGAUACAGAUGGAGAACUUGAAACAAAAUUAUACAAGGGUGACAUAUUGCCAACAAGUGGUGGUGGAGCACAAGUAGUAUUUGAUGAUAUGGAAUGUUUAAAACAAACGUCACCGAAGGCAAGGAAACGAAGCGGGCCUCGAGAAGAGUUAAAUCGAGUAGUUGUUCCUACUGAAAUAAAUCCGAAAAAAGCACGUAUAACACCUUUAGAUUGAAACUUAUAAUAAAAUCACUUAGCUUGAGGGAAUAAAAUGAAAUAAAAUAUUUUAUACAAUUGAUAUUAUUAUUGCAACACAUUCAUAAAGCACGUUAGUAUUUUUACUUAUAAUUCUUUUAAGAGUUUAGGUAAUUGAAAAGAUGUGUAUAUCGUUUCUUAGUAUAAUAAUUUUUGUACCUUUUUAUAUUUUAUGACAUAUGUGUGUGUGUGUGUGUGUUCUACUUAUAUUUUUCUUUUCGUACGUCUUACGCGGGACACUCUGUGUGUGUGUAUAUAUAUAUAUAUAUGUGU